AUGACAUCCACGGUCCCCGUUGGCGAAUACAUCUUCCGCCGUCUGCACCAGCUCGGCAUCCGCAAUAUUGUCGGCGUUCCUGGCGACUUUAACCUCAACCUCCUCGACCAUGUCUACAGCAUCCCUGACCUGCGCUGGGUAGGCACCUGCAACGAGCUCAACGCCGCCUAUGCUGCUGACGGAUACGCCCGCGCCCGCUCCCUGCCCGGUGUCGUCGUUACCACGUAUGGGGUUGGCGAGCUCAGCGCCCUCAACGGCAUAGUUGGCGCAUACAGUGAAUAUGUGCCUGUCAUCCAUAUCGUGGGCAACACCUCCCGGGACAUGCAGCGCAACCACACACGCAUCCACCAUACCCUCUGGAUGGACCAGUGGGACCACCGAACGUAUCAGAAGAUGGUCGAGCCCGUUGCCGCCGCCACGGCGUUUUUGGACGACGAGAGCAAGGUUGCUGCCGAGGUGGACAGGGUGAUUGAGACAGCUGUCAAGAGGAGGUUGCCGGUUUACCUGUUCGUGCCCCUUGAUAUACAGGAUAGCCCGAUCGAUGCUACGCCGUUGCAGAAACCAUUGGACCUGGCCGUGCGGAACGAGGGUAGGGAGGCAGAGGAGGAUGAGGUUGUUGAGGAGGUGGUCAAGUUGAUGGGCCAGGCAAAGGAUCCCGGCGUGUUGGUCGAUAUGUUGAUGUCCAGACAUGACCUGUAUAAGCAGACAAGCGAGCUGGUCAAGCUCUUAGCUGCUCCGUGGUAUACUACCCCGUUGGGUAAAUCGACUGUCAACGAGUCGGAUCCUCACUAUGCCGGCCUCUACUGCGGCAUAACCUCUAGUAACCCUGCCCUGAAGGCUCAGAUCGAGUCUCACGACGCCGUCCUCCAUCUUGGCCCGUUCAACGUCAGUGGUAACACAGGAGGUUUCAGCACAGAAUUGCCGGCCAAUAAGCUCAUCGAGCUUCACCCGGCAUACUGCUCCGUGGGAAGAAAAGUGUGGAAGGGCCUUGACUUUAGACCUGUUAUCGAGAAGCUGCUUGUCAGACUGGCCAAACAGCCUAUUCAGCGAACAGUCGAUGUUGCCAAGAUCCUUCCCAAAACCUCAGAGCAGCCAUCUGAUGACAACUGUACCGACCCCCUAGACCACGCCCGCUUCUGGGACCGUCUCUCUAAAUUCCUGCGUCCCAACGACUUCGUCAUCGCCGAAGUGGGCACCUCCCAAUUCGGUUCUCAGGGCCUCACCCUCCCCGACAACACCCCUUACUUCUCCCAACUCUACUACAGCUGCAUCGGCUUCUCCGUCCCCGCCACGCUGGGCGUCCUCCUCGCCCGCCGCGAAACCGCCAUCCCAGGCCGUGUCGUCCUCCUCGUCGGUGACGGAAGUCUACACAUGACCGUCCAGGAGAUCGGCACCAUGGUCCGCGAGGGCUUCAAACCCAUUAUCAUCGUAGUCAACAACAAGGGCUACACCAUCGAACGUCUCAUCCACGGGCCCGAACAACAGUACAAUGACAUCUCCGAGAUGUGGGACUACCAGAAGAUGCUCGGCUUUUUCGGCGCCAAGGAUAGCCGAAGCUACAGUGCGCGCACUUACAAGGAGCUGGGUGUCAUCUUGAACGAUGAGACCUUUCUCAAGGCGGACGUCAUCCAGGUCGUCGAGAUAUUCUUCGAUAUCAUGGACUCGCCGUGGAACCUGACCAGAUUGCUCGAGCUAAAGGAGGAGCGGAUAGCCCUGGCCAAGGCUGCGAAGGAGAAGGCGGCUCUAGCUGCUGCUGGGAAUGCGACUGCUAAUUAA
This is a messenger RNA of Arthroderma uncinatum, 1776 nucleotides long. Its product is annotated as pyruvate decarboxylase. The transcript has 2 exons. Lineage: Eukaryota; Fungi; Ascomycota; Eurotiomycetes; Onygenales; Arthrodermataceae. Bases 1 to 1776 code for a protein of 591 amino acids. The record is from RefSeq and is a predicted model, not a curated record. Gene Ontology annotation, molecular function: thiamine pyrophosphate binding; carboxy-lyase activity; magnesium ion binding.